AAAAGUAGUCCAAUUGAUUUUGGGACAUGCAUCAUGUUCUUGUGAGCAAUGCCAAUGCUAUGCAUCAUAUGAGUCAUAAGAAAGCGGUUGCCAUGCCAUACCAUGUCAUGAGUCAUGACCAAGACCAACCCAUUUCAUCUCUUGCCACCAAAGUAGGAAAAACCCUUCCUUUCCAUCUUCUUCCAACAGCUGCCCUGCCCUGCCCUCAAAUCUCUCUCUCUCUCCCUCUAAAUAUAUAUAACCAAAUGGGUUCGGUUGUGGGAACCAACAAAAAGAGCAAGGAAGAGCUUCAAAUGGCGCUCAACAAGGCCAAGCAGAUCGUCUCCUCUCACCCCGUCGUCGUCUUCAGUAAAACUUAUUGUGGUUACUGUGAGAGGGUUAAGCAAUUGUUGAUUCAAGUGGGAGCUUCUUACAAAGUCUUUGAACUGGAUGAAGAAAGUGAUGGAAGUGAUAUUCAAGCAGCUCUAGCAGAGUGGACCGGCAGAAGAACCGUACCUAAUGUGUUCAUUGGAGGAAAAAACGUUGGUGGCUGUGACUCGGUUUUAGAGAAGCACCAGACAGGUCAGCUUGUUCCUCUUCUCACUGAAGCUGGCUCCAUUGCGGUCAAGGCUUCUGGGCUGUGAAUAUUAAGGCCACCAUAGCCUUAAUAAUGUAACAAGAUAAAGAGCUGAAACUUGGGGCAUUGGUCGCCCUUUUCUCGUCAAGCAAACCUAUGUAAUAAUGUUAAAGACAGGAGAUCGUCUCUCAGAGCCAAACAAGUGUGAAUUUCAAAUUUAUGGUGUUUAUGAAUUUACCAUAUAAAAAAAUGACAUAGAAAAGGAAAAUAAUAACACUAUUGUUUGUGUUUGGAUGACUUAAUUCAGUACUCAUCAAAAUUGUGUUGGAACA
This is a messenger RNA of Humulus lupulus (European hop), 888 nucleotides long. RefSeq names its product glutaredoxin. Gene Ontology annotation, cellular component: cytoplasm. The transcript has 4 exons. NCBI's taxonomy places the organism in Eukaryota, Viridiplantae, Streptophyta, Magnoliopsida, Rosales, Cannabaceae. Bases 27 to 623 code for a protein of 198 amino acids. Gene Ontology annotation, biological process: cellular response to oxidative stress. The record is from RefSeq and is a predicted model, not a curated record. Gene Ontology annotation, molecular function: glutathione disulfide oxidoreductase activity.